AUGGCUUCCUCCAAUCCUCGUCGUAGGACUCCGGCUACUCGUUCCGGUGAAGCUGGCGACGCCUCUCUUAAGACUUCCAUGGCUCUUCGCAAGGGCGCCACCUUCCACUCUCCAUCAUCACCAACGUCGUUGUCAUCUGACGACCUCGACUUCACACCUCCACGUCUCUCCCGAUCCCAGAGCCACAUGGACGACGUCGUCGACGCUAACCGUCGCCGUAUCGCACUGGCCUUGAACGAGUUUGACGAAGCCCUUUCCACCAAGGCUGAAGGCCUUUCCAUCUCCUCAAAGCAGGACAACACCGAUGCCCUUCGAGACACCAGCCUCCCCGUACCUCGUGGCUUCCUUGAGUUGCCCCUUAUCGACCCGAAAUCGAUGGCCAAGGAACAAGAGAAGCGAACACUCCGUCCUCGUUCGACCCGAAGGACACACCGCCACGCCUCUGACAGCGGGCUUGGUUCUUCGCUGGCCUCUUCCAGCGAUACCCUCGCUGACAAGAAGGGCAGCCCUCUAACAACCGCUACUGCCAUAACUCGUUCAGUAGCCGCUCCUAGUAUGGAGAAUCUUCCUUCGCUCGGCCCCAAGGCCGUGCACCGCAUUCACGAACACCUUCUUGGGCCCCUCCUGGAGAAGUCCACCCUUAAAGGCUUCAAGCCUAUUGUGCUUGAUGUACCCCGUCGUAUCCGAUCGAAAGAGAUCAUCUGCCUCCGCGAUGUGGAGAAGACCCUGCUAUUCAUGGCACCGGUGAGUCAACUUUUGAGUAAUAAUGGUUUAUGGGCGAGUACUUAUCGGAAGUUAUGCUUGAAGGAGAAGGCAAAGUCACCCGCCUUGUACCUGGACUUCUGCCUUACGUCGAUUCGAUGCAUCCAAGCGACUGUCGAGUACCUCACCGACCGAGAACAAAUCCGACCCGGUGAUCGACCUUACACUAACGGCUACUUUAUCGACUUGAAGGAACAAAUUUAUCAAUAUGGCAGGGAACUUGCUGCCUACAAAAACGGAGAGCUAAGUGAUGCUAUGGAUCUUGACCAGUAUGUGCCGCGUUUUGUGCCUAUUCGACCCAAAGCUGACAUCAACAACCAAAGAUCUGAUGAGAUUCGUCUCAUUGGAGGCAUCUCCGAGAAUGGCCGACCCGCGGAGCUUGUCCGCAUUAAGAAAGACGGCACUGCCAUCUCUAUGGCCACUGGUAAGCCUGUUGUGCUACAUGACGGUCCCGUCCAGGUGAAGCGCUCCCUCAGCGAGGUGAGAGAAGACGAGGAAGAGAUUAUGCGAUCAAUGGCACGCCGCAAGAAGAACGCAUCCCCCGAGGAGUUGGCACCAAAGAGAUGCCGUGAGCCUGGAUGCAACAAGCAGUUCAAGCGCCCUUGUGAUUUGACCAAGCAUGAAAAGACCCAUUCUCGUCCUUGGAAGUGCCCGAUGGAGAAUUGCAAGUACCAUGAGUUUGGCUGGCCUACUGAGAAGGAAAUGGAUCGCCAUAUCAACGACAAGCACUCCGAUGCUCCCGCCAUGUUCGAGUGCCGGUUCAAGCCUUGCCCGUACAAGUCGAAGCGUGAGUCCAACUGCAAGCAGCAUAUGGAGAAGGCCCACGGCUGGAAAUACAUUCGCACCAAGACGAAUGGAUCCAAGAAGCCUUCCACCAAACCCGCCAGCUCAGUCCAGCAGGCCAGCUCGGUCCAGCAAACCCCACCACUGGGCAAUGCGUCCACGCCAUCUGAUGCGUACAGCGUCGCUACUCCACCCCAGGAUGGCAUUCCUGCUUCCUCUGGCGACUUUCCCCUGUACCCGGCAGACGCCGACUGGCUUGCCACUUAUGGCUUGCAGCCAGAAACCCUGGACACAAUGGACUUGUCCAUGGAGAAUCUCUCGCCAUCUUCAGCUGGCUCAUACGAGAAUUUCCCUCCGUACCAGAAUGGUUCUCAAUUUAUUACGGAUGAAGACAUCUAUGCGGCCACGGCUCAGAUGCCAACUCACAUGCCUAACCCUGCUGACUUGAUGAUGUACGGCAAGAUGGCUCAGGCUCCUCUAUCCUUCGAGCACACGCAACAUCAGCAACUCCUCGCUGGCAUGCCAACCUAUCACACCCCACAGCAGCAGUUCCAGCCUCCGCAAAACAAUACGUCGCAAUUCUCUCCGAACGCACAGCAGAAUGCUAUGCUGUACACUCCUUUGUCAAUCGAUGAGGACGAGGGCCACACGGAUAGCUUCCAGGAUGAGAAUGCAGACUUCCAGCUGUUCGAUUCGACCAUGCAAAAGUCAGACACGGUCCAGCCGUUGUUCGGCGAGAUCCCAAGUGCUGACAUGGGUUUCUCCCAAAACUCUCAAGACAUUUUCCAGCAAAUCGACCUGUCUCAACUGGAAUACCCAUCAUUCCAGGAAUAA
Clonostachys rhizophaga is the source of this 2379-nucleotide messenger RNA. The record is from the annotation of a GenBank genome assembly. Lineage: Eukaryota; Fungi; Ascomycota; Sordariomycetes; Hypocreales; Bionectriaceae.